ACUGAAGUAAAUUCAUUGCUAGAUUUGAAACCAUUUGAAAAUUUAAAAGAAUUCAGAGAACUUCCAGUAUGGAAUUGUCAUAUUCUGUAACAGUAUAUGGCGUUCUAGCAUUUGUUAUUCUAUAUAUUAUAUACGCUUCUAAAAAGUGGACUCAAACCCUGGGCAAAAAAAAUCCCCCAGGACCUUUCUGUUUGCCAGUGAUUGGAAAUCUGCACAUGAUAGAUCUUAAGAGACCUAGCCGUGAUUUUAUUAAGCUGUCAAAAAAAUAUGGUACGGUGUUCCGUGUUCAGAUGGGAUACCAAAAAAUAGUGGUAUUGUGUGGAUAUGAAACAGUGACAAGUGCUCUUGUGGACCAUGCAGAUGAUUUUGCAGAAAGGGCAUUUGUCCCUAUAUUUGAAGAUGUCAACCAAGGAUAUGGUGUUCCUUUUUCACAUGCUGACAACUGGAAAACUAUGAGAAGGUUUACCCUUUCAACGUUACGGGAUUUUGGAAUGGGCAAGAAAACCAUAGAGGAUAAAAUAAUAGAAGAAUGUGGAUUUCUGAUAAGACAACUUGAAUCACUAAAAGGUGAUCCAAUUGACUUAACAACACACACUAGUGUUGCAAUAGGAAAUAUGAUUGCAUCUAUUGUGCUUGGACAUCGCUUUGAUUACAAACAUCCCACAUUGCUUAGAAUAAUGAGUCUUGUAAAUGAAAAUAUGAGACUUAUGGGCAGUCCUUCAGUGUUGCUAUACAACAUGUUUCCAAUAUUACGUUACCUUCCUGGUAAUCACAAGAAAGUCAAACAAAAUUUUGCUGAGUUGCAUGUUUUUCUGCGGGAAACAUUUGCAGCACAUCUUAAAGAAUUAGACAGAGAUGACCAAAGAAGUUUUAUUGAUGCCUUCCUUGUCAAACAGCAAGAGGAAAAUGAUGAUCCAAAUUCUUAUUUCCAUGAACUGAACCUAUUAAGUGUAGUGAUAACCCUGUUCACUGCUGGAACUGAGACCACAGCUUCUACUAUUCGAUGGGCUAUUUUUUUUAUGAUUCAGAACCCUGACAUCCAGAAGCGUGUUCAUGAGGAAAUAGACCGUGUCAUUGGCUCAUCUCGACCUUGUUUUGAGCAUCGUAAACAUAUGCACUAUACUAAUGCAGUCAUUCAAGAAACACAGAGAUUGGCUAAUAUUGUUCCACUUAAUCUUCCUCGGGAAACUACAAGGGACAUUGUCUUUAAAGGUUAUUAUUUACCAAAGGGGACUUACAUUGUACCUUUGCUUGAGUCUGUUUUGUAUGACAAAACUCAGUUUGAGAGACCAGAGGUUUUUUAUCCUGAACAUUUUCUGAACUCUUCUGGGAAACUGAUCAAGAAAGCAGCUUUCUUACCUUUCUCAGCAGGACGUAGAGUUUGUGUUGGUGAAACUCUUGCAGUGAUGGAAUUGUUCCUGUUUUUUACCAGCCUUAUGCAAAAAUUUUCUUUUCAAACUGCCCCAGGUGAAACUAAUUUUGAAGUAAAACCUUCGGUGGGAUUUACCAUUCCGCCAGUUUCUCAAAAAGUCUGUAUCUUGUCACGUUCUUAAUUAAACAGAUAGAAAUCUUCACCCAUAUUAAAGCAAUCACUCUAUCUAGCAAAUAGAAAAAAAUAAUGACAUAUUGUAUUCAAUAUUUUAAUUAAAGCAAGCUUUCAAAUAUA
Messenger RNA from Bombina bombina (fire-bellied toad), 1666 nucleotides. Its product is annotated as cytochrome P450 2K4. The transcript is spliced from 9 exons. Gene Ontology annotation, cellular component: intracellular membrane-bounded organelle; cytoplasm. The coding region runs from base 69 to 1553 and encodes 494 amino acids. Gene Ontology annotation, molecular function: iron ion binding; heme binding; oxidoreductase activity, acting on paired donors, with incorporation or reduction of molecular oxygen, reduced flavin or flavoprotein as one donor, and incorporation of one atom of oxygen. Gene Ontology annotation, biological process: xenobiotic metabolic process. NCBI's taxonomy places the organism in Eukaryota, Metazoa, Chordata, Amphibia, Anura, Bombinatoridae. The record is from RefSeq and is a predicted model, not a curated record.